This is a messenger RNA of Choloepus didactylus (southern two-toed sloth), 4578 nucleotides long. It is a transcript of the gene ST3GAL2, whose product is annotated as ST3 beta-galactoside alpha-2,3-sialyltransferase 2. The transcript is spliced from 9 exons. The record is from RefSeq and is a predicted model, not a curated record. The coding region runs from base 1301 to 2353 and encodes 350 amino acids. NCBI's taxonomy places the organism in Eukaryota, Metazoa, Chordata, Mammalia, Pilosa, Megalonychidae. Gene Ontology annotation, molecular function: beta-galactoside (CMP) alpha-2,3-sialyltransferase activity.
GCGGCGGCAGCGCUCGCGGAGGGCAGGGCUGGCCAAGAGCGGGACUGGCCGGCGGCGACGAGAGCCGCGGAGCUAACGGGUCCUUACGCCGGCGGCGGCAGCUUCCUGCGCGGGCGGCGGCUGCAGGAGUGGUGACCUUGAUGCCUGGCCAGCCCGACCUGGGCCACUGAGUUGAAGAACAGACCAUUCGGCUAAGGGUCAUGCCCAGGGUCUGAGCUGCCAGAUAGGCACAGCAGAACAUUAGAAGAAGCACAUUCUAGCCAGUGCCACUGGGAACUCUGGAUUCAAGCCAGAAACCCAUGAUGGGACAUGUGGGUGAAGCUUCACUCAACUCCAGGUCAUGCUGCCACAUCCCAGCAUCUGACACGUGAAGGGGAGCCUACCAGGGAUUACUGCUGGCGCUGGGCUGAGACCUGGCCUUGGGGGAUGGGCAGAGGAGCCGCUGAACCUGGGCCAGCAGCAUCAGGAGGGAGGCUGCAGCCCUGGCCGGGAGCCCAGCAGCCCCGCAGCUGACCCAGAUGGCGUUUGAAGCGGCACCCCGCUGAGCAGCAGCUGGGACCAGAGGAUCCCACAACAGGAGUGGGGGCUCAGCAAUCACCUACGCAACUGGAAUUGGGACUGUGACCACUGGGAGAAGGGCCAGCACCAGAGGGAAGCAGCAGGGUAGAACCUAACGUACGGAGGAUGUUUGUCUCUGCAGCAGAGUUUUCUCGCGCCCACUGAGCUUCCCAGUCUUCUUCUCUCUGAGUUAGGGCCCUGGCAGAGUGGUUGGACCAGGAGCGCCUUUUGAAAUCCGUGUGCUCUCUGUUGUGAGGAGCCUGAGGGCUUCCCCGCUGCAGGGUACGGAGGCUGCCUCGGUGUCUGCUCAUGAGCCACAAGGACCCUGACUGCUCCAGACUGUACCAUUUCAAGCCGCUGAAGAGGGCGCCCCCCAGAGCUGGCAACCAGCAGCAGCAAGGGACUAAAGGGCUGGAAAGGACUGACCUCCCCCUUGCCAGGGCUGCAGGAGAGGCAGAGCCUCUGUGGCCCAGCUAGUGACGGAGAGACCCAGUGAACCCAUAAGCAGGGACCUGAGUGGCCCAGGGUUCCAGGUUGUCCAGGCCAGGGGAAGCCACUCCUGCUGACUUUGCUUCCUCCUUACGUUACGGGAAAGCCUGGCGUGGGACUUCUCCCGCCGUCCCCUGCCACGGCACGUGCCCUUAUGCCCUUCACACUUGGCCCCAGAAGCCGUGGCUGGCCCCAUGGUGGGCUGGGAGAGCAGUGGCCUCGGUGACCCCUGCCCGCCCGCCCGCCUGGCACCAUGAAGUGCUCUCUGCGGGUCUGGUUCCUCUCCGUGGCCUUCCUGCUGGUGUUCAUCAUGUCCCUGCUCUUCACCUACUCCCACCACAGCAUGGCUGCCCUGCCCUACCUGGACUUGGGGGCUCUGGGGGGCACCCACCGCGUGAAGCUGGUGCCCGGCUAUGCCGGCCUGCAGCACCUCGGCAAGGACGGGCUCUCAGGCAAGAGCUGUGCGUGCCGCCGCUGCAUGGGCGAUGCCGGCACCUCCGACUGGUUCGACAGUCACUUCGAUGGCAAUAUCUCCCCUGUCUGGACCCGAGAGAACAUGGACCUCCCCCCGGAUGUCCAGAGGUGGUGGAUGAUGCUGCAGCCUCAGUUCAAGUCACACAACACCUAUGAGGUGCUGGAGAAGCUGUUCCAGAUAGUACCGGGCGAGAACCCCUACCGUUUCCGCGAUCCCCACCAGUGCCGGCGCUGUGCCGUGGUGGGCAACUCGGGCAACCUGCGGGGCUCUGGCUAUGGGCCGGCUGUGGACGGGCACCACUUCAUCAUGAGGAUGAAUCAGGCUCCAACCGUGGGCUUUGAGCAGGAUGUUGGCAGCCGUACCACCCACCAUUUCAUGUACCCCGAGAGUGCCAAGAACCUGCCCGCCAACGUCAGCUUCGUGCUGGUGCCUUUCAAGGCCCUGGACCUCCUGUGGAUUGCCAGUGCCCUGUCCACAGGGCAGAUCCGAUUCACCUAUGCCCCAGUGAAGUCCUUCCUGCGAGUGGACAAAGAAAAGGUCCAGAUCUACAACCCGGCCUUCUUCAAGUACAUCCAUGACCGGUGGACAGAGCACCAUGGGCGUUACCCUUCCACAGGGAUGCUGGUGCUCUUCUUCGCCCUGCACGUGUGCGAUGAGGUGAAUGUGUACGGAUUCGGGGCCGACAGCCGGGGCAACUGGCACCACUACUGGGAGAAUAACCGGUACGCGGGCGAGUUCCGGAAGACGGGCGUGCACGAUGCGGACUUCGAGGCCCACAUUAUCGACCUGCUGGCCAAGGCCAGCAAGAUCGAGGUCUAUCGAGGCAACUGAGCCUGGCUUCACCGCGACCCUUCCUUCCCAGCCGCGGCCUCGGCGUGGACACAGCGCCCACAUAGGGCGCCCUUGGGGUAAUCCAGAGCGACGCCAGGCUCCGGGUCUGGACCAAUCAUGCUGCAGUCCAGCGAGCGCCUGCUGCCCCCCCGCCAAUCAUGAGAUUCUGGGGGCCUGGCACCAAUCAAUGCUGCAGUUGGGCGGAGACUUUCGUUCUCCCAGCCAAUCAUGCGACUCAAGGAGAACUUCCGGCACUGGGCCUCGUCUCCUCCAAUCAAAGGCCUUCGGAGGCGGGCCAGCGGCCGCUCCUCCCCACCCUAUCCCACACUCCCUUGUGCUUUUGAUAGGACUUUUGUUUUGGCGUUUUAAGGAGUAGAGGUUGGUUUAAACCUCGAUGGGGUACCUGUCUCAGGCCGGUCUGACCCCACCGGGGGCGCCGAGGAGAUGAUGGGGAAGGGUCGGGGCAGUAGUGGCCUCGCCUGGGUGUCCGGCGGAGACGGGCCGGCGUCUCCCGCCCUGCGCGCAGGACUCUUGUGUCCUCGAGGUGGGGCACGAAGGGGAGAGCACAAGGCUUUCUAGUGGUCCAAGGGGGUUCUAGGUCGGCGCUCAGAAGUGCGCUUUAGCCCCAGGAGAAAAGCUCGAGUCCUUCCAAAUCUGUCCAGGCCUCCAAGAGAAUGUUAGCCUCCACAUUUCCUUUAUCAGGCUCAGGUGGGUGAGUGUCAACCCACCAAAGAAAUGCAGUCACGGUGAAAACCCAGAGGGUGGGUGGUCCCUUCAUCUCCUCCCUCUCCUACCAGCCUUUGGCCACCCUAUGGAAUGGCCUUUCUGACCAGGGCAUUUAGUGUCUCUCCAGAAAACUAAAGAAUUAUACUCAACCUCUUGUCAGGGGGUGGAAUUUGCUUAAGGCCUAACUCUGGAACUUAGGUGUAAGGAACAGGGUAAGGGACAAAGAAGCCCUGUCACAUCAGAUGUUAAGGUGCUUCUCACUCACAUGUACCUUCCGACCCUCCUAUAUGCCCACAUUGUUUUAUAGUGUCUCCUUUGGCCCUGGGCCUCCUCACCAGCCUACUUGUUGCUCUGAAAAUCAAAAACUUGCCCAGGGAUUGGGCCCCCUGCUGCUUCAUCCCCUUGCUCUCAUACACGCAUGCAUACACGCAGGUACACCUAGGGAGAGGGAGCAACAUGUUGAGAGGCUGGUGCAUGCACCUUCUUCACCCUUCACCCAUCCACCCUCUUGCUUGGGGUGGAGUUUGCUUUGGGCACUUAAUCUAGUCAGCCUGAAGUUACCAGGUAUAGCUGACCAACAAAGAUUUUUUAAAUUCUAAACUGGCAUGCAGAUAGCCAGGAGUCUAGCUGGGGAGGAACAGACUGGCCCCCCCUGCAUGCCUCUCCCCCUGCCCACGUGUCCCCCUCCCCACCCAGUGCUCACCACCUGCCUCCUCCCUCGGCCCCCUUUCCAUUUCCAGCUCUAGGAGGGCUGGGAAGCUAACAACGUAGGGUUGCAGCUGGAAGCUCUUUCCGUGACUGAACCCAGCUUAAGUCCCUAGAGGAAGCUGCUGAUACCCUCACCCUUAAAGGUUGGGGAAGUUUAGGAGGAGGAGAAAGGGCUUCUGUGAAGCUUCUAAACCACCAAAAGGAUCGCUCUCACAACAGUAACUGACACAAAUCCCACCCUUUUUCUUAGUGAGUUGACAUCACCAAGCACCCUCCUAGCCAUUAGUAUAGUUCCUGCAGCUGGCUGGGGGAACAGAAACCCAGAGGAGAGUAUGUUAAAGGAGGAUUGGGUAGGGCAGUGGGCAUGCCUAGAAAUUAAUAUAUUGAGAACUUCGCUUGAUUCUGUUCCUUCCCAAUUCCAAAAGUAGGAGUAAAGAACGGGAGGCGGCUUUGGGGGACCUUUAGCAGAGUGCCUCUCUCAGGACUUCCUCCAUCAUUUAAGGGAAUCCAAGCACCAGCCGUUCUUGCCAGUCUCAUUUCAGUGCUUCCUAAAGAGGCUAUUUUGAGUCUUUAGAAGAUGAAAAAAAAAUUGCAAUUAUGCCAAACAGUAUUGAACAGAAUAAUUUAUUUCUUUUUUUUUUUGUUUGUUUUGUUUAAACCAUUAAUAAAUACCCAUUUUAGAAGCAGGUCCCAGCAUCCAGCCCAGAUCUUCUUUUCUUCAAUAGUUAUUUAAACGAAUAUUUUUUAUUUUCUUCCUUUCCUUUCUGAAUUAAAAAGAACAACAACAAAAA